Urocitellus parryii (Arctic ground squirrel) is the source of this 2656-nucleotide messenger RNA. It is a transcript of the gene Taf5l, whose product is annotated as TATA-box binding protein associated factor 5 like. NCBI's taxonomy places the organism in Eukaryota, Metazoa, Chordata, Mammalia, Rodentia, Sciuridae. Gene Ontology annotation, molecular function: protein binding; transcription coactivator activity; RNA polymerase II general transcription initiation factor activity. Gene Ontology annotation, cellular component: histone acetyltransferase complex; nuclear protein-containing complex. The record is from RefSeq and is a predicted model, not a curated record. Gene Ontology annotation, biological process: regulation of DNA-templated transcription.
CCUUCUCUGUAAGCCAGGACGGUAACUCGCCUGGACCUUUUCGAAGGUGUCCACACCAGGGUGCAGCCUGGCGUGCAGAAAGCACUCUUAGGAGCUGCUGUGACUUUCUUUUGGGCUAAGUACCUUCUAGGUUCCCGGUCAUGAAACGUGUGCGAACGGAGCAGCUCCAGACGGCAGUGUCCUGCUACCUCAAACGCCGGCAGUACGUGGACUCCGAUGGCCCCCUGAAACAAAGCCUGCGGCUGUCACAGAGUGCAGAGGAGAUGGCGGCCAACCUCUCAGUCCAGUCUGAAUCUGGUUGUGUCAACAUAGUGUCUGCAGCCCCUUGCCAGGCAGAGCCCCAGCAGUAUGAAGUACAGUUCGGACGGCUGAGGAAUUUUCUCACUGAUUCUGAUUCCCAGCACAGCCAUGAAGUGAUGCCCCUCCUCUACCCCCUCUUCGUCUACCUCCAUCUCAACCUGGUCCAGAACAGCCCUAAGAGCACGGUGGAGAGUUUCUACAGCCGCUUUCAUGGGAUGUUCCUGCAGAACGCAGGCCAGAAAGAGGUUAUUGAGCAGCUGCAGACCACACGGACGGUCCAGGACGUCCUGUCCGACUCCAGGCUCCGCGCAUUCCUGGACAACAAGUACGUGGUCCGCCUGCCGGAAGACAGCUACAACUACCUGGUGCGCUACCUCCAGAGCGACAACAACACCGCACUGUGCAGGGUGCUGGCCGUCCACAUCCACCUGGAUGUGCAACCUGCCAAGAGGACAGACUACCAGCUCUAUGCCAGUGGCGGCCCCCGUGGUGAGAGCGGUAGCCUGGAGCCCCCAGAUGUGCCCAGCCCUCUCUUACAGAAUGAGGCCGCCCUGGAGGUCCUGCAGGACAGCAUUAAGCGUGUGAAGGACGGGCCUCCCUCCCUCACCACCAUCUGCUUCUAUGCCUUCUACAACACGGAGCAACUGCUCAACACCGCUGAGGUCUCCCCCGACAGCAGGCUGCUGGCUGCCGGGUUUGACAACUCCUGCAUCAAGCUCUGGAGUCUACGGUCCAAGAAGUUGAAGGCGGAGCCCCACCAGGUGGACACAUCUCGUAUCCGCCUGGCUUGUGACACUCUGGAGGAGGAGGACACUGAGGACGAUGGCAUGGGCACAGAGAUGAAGACGCUGCGGGGCCACUGCGGACCUGUAUACAGCACGCGCUUCCUCGCAGAUGGCUCAGGGCUGCUCUCUUGCUCUGAAGAUAUGUCCAUCCGAUACUGGGACCUGGGCAGCUUCAGCAACACUGUGCUGUACCAAGGGCAUGCCUACCCGGUGUGGGACUUAGACGUCAGCCCCUACAGCCUGUACUUUGCCAGUGGGUCCCACGACCGCACCGCCAGGCUGUGGUCACUGGAUCGGACGUACCCCCUGAGGAUAUACGCAGGUCACCUGGCAGAUGUGGACUGUGUCAAGUUCCACCCGAACUCCAACUACCUGGCCACAGGCUCCACCGACAAAACUGUCCGGCUGUGGAGCGCCCAGCAGGGGAACUCUGUGCGGCUCUUCACAGGCCACCGCGGGCCCGUGCUGGCUGUUGCCUUCUCUCCCAACGGGAAGUACUUGGCCUCUGCAGGCGAGGACCAGMGGUUGAAGCUGUGGGACUUGGCCUCCGGGACCCUCUUCAAGGAGCUGAGAGGCCACACGGACAGCAUCACCAGCCUCGCCUUCAGCCCAGACAGCGGCCUGGUGGCCUCUGCCUCCAUGGACAACUCUGUGCGCGUCUGGGACAUCAGGAGCGCCUGCGGCAGUGCGCCUGCCGACGGCUCCUCCAGUGAGCUGGUGGGUGUGUACACGGGGCCCAUGAGCAGUGUCCUGGGUGUGCAGUUCAUGGCCUGCAACCUCCUCCUGGUGACGGGGAUCACACAGGAAAAUCAGGAGCAUUAGCCUUUUACCUUGGUUAGGGUGAACUGAGCCGUGGCAGAGGCCUCUGGCUGCAGCAGUGGACAUGUGGAGACCGAAUCACUGAUGGACUGUGACAGAGCCCCUCCCUUCCUGCUGGGCCCCUACCACGCUGCAGGCCCAUGGGGCUCAUGGGGGGGCAGAGCAUUGGUGCCCGAGUGUGGGCUGAGGACUGGCCCGCUCCCAGGGCGGCUGCUGGCCUUGAGGACCCCCAGGACCUCCUGCACCUCCCUCUCCUCCCUGACUGACCUGCCUUCUCCUGCCUGCAGGCUGCAGAGUGCCCACAGCAGCGGCACAGUGUCACUUGAGCUACCCCUCGCUUCUCGGGGGCUCCUUUUGGAGACUGGGGUGGGGCCUGGGGAGGGCUUAUCCUGGCAGAGUCUUUCCUUUUCCUUCAUGACAGAGAACCAGGAUUUUUUUUAUUAUUGUUAUUAUAAUUAUUAUUAUUAUUAUUAUUAUUAUUGAGAAGAGGAAACUAGCACUGGCAGAGGGGCCCUUCUCUGCUUUUAUCUUUCAGGUUUGACUCUUAGCACAGGCUGUGAUUCUGGAAUUUUAAGGUUCAGGGAACUCAGAGAAGCUGGCAGCACAGUGUGUCGGGAGAAGGGAAGUCUCUGUGUGGCCUGGUGGUGCCAGGGACCCAUUUCUGGAAGCAGGUGAGGGCGCUGAGCGCUGGCUCUGUAGUGGCCCUGGGAAGGGAAAGUCCUUUUCUCAGCUGCACUUUUGUCAGAAAUUCU